Piliocolobus tephrosceles (Ugandan red Colobus) is the source of this 905-nucleotide messenger RNA. RefSeq names its product fibrillarin like rRNA 2'-O-methyltransferase 1 (gene FBLL1). The record is from RefSeq and is a predicted model, not a curated record. The transcript has a single exon. Lineage: Eukaryota; Metazoa; Chordata; Mammalia; Primates; Cercopithecidae. The annotation marks the transcript as partial. Gene Ontology annotation, molecular function: RNA binding; rRNA methyltransferase activity; histone H2AQ104 methyltransferase activity. Gene Ontology annotation, biological process: rRNA methylation; box C/D sno(s)RNA 3'-end processing. Gene Ontology annotation, cellular component: nucleolus; Cajal body; small-subunit processome.
GGCGGCGGUGGCGGACAGCGGCGGGGCGGGGUGGCCAAGAGCAAGAGCCGCCGCAGGAAGGGCGCCAUGGUGGUGUCGGUGGAGCCGCACCGGCACGAGGGCGUCUUCAUCUACCGCGGGGCGGAGGACGCGCUAGUCACGCUGAACAUGGUGCCGGGCCAGUCGGUGUACGGCGAGAGGCGCGUCACGGUGACCGAGGGCGGCGUGAAGCAGGAGUACCGCACGUGGAACCCAUUCCGCUCCAAGCUGGCCGCGGCCAUCCUGGGCGGGGUGGACCAGAUCCACAUCAAGCCCAAGUCCAAGGUGCUGUACCUAGGCGCCGCGUCGGGCACCACUGUCUCCCACGUCUCCGACAUCAUUGGCCCAGACGGCCUGGUCUACGCGGUCGAGUUCUCCCACCGCGCCGGCCGCGAUCUGGUCAACGUGGCCAAGAAGCGCACCAACAUCAUCCCGGUCCUGGAGGACGCGCGGCACCCGCUCAAGUACCGCAUGCUCAUCGGGAUGGUGGACGUGAUCUUCGCCGACGUGGCUCAGCCCGACCAGUCCCGCAUCGUGGCCCUGAACGCCCACACCUUCCUGCGCAACGGGGGCCACUUUCUCAUCUCCAUCAAGGCCAACUGCAUCGACUCCACCGCAUCUGCCGAGGCUGUGUUUGCUUCUGAGGUGAGGAAGUUGCAGCAGGAGAACUUGAAGCCCCAAGAGCAGCUGACCCUGGAGCCCUAUGAGAGGGACCACGCUGUGGUGGUUGGGGUCUACCGGCCUCUUCCAAAGAGCAGCACCAAGUAGCACCCAGCUCAGGCUCGCCUGCCAUCUCCCCAAGCCUGUGUUGUGUUUGCUAUUAUUUUCUAUGUGUUUUCUUUGUGCGUGUUUUGUUUUGUUGUUUUUCUAUUAAACUGCAUAAAGAA